This is a messenger RNA of Heteronotia binoei (common prickly gecko), 2245 nucleotides long. It is a transcript of the gene TTLL13, whose product is annotated as tubulin tyrosine ligase like 13. Bases 137 to 2245 code for a protein of 702 amino acids. Gene Ontology annotation, biological process: protein polyglutamylation; microtubule cytoskeleton organization. The transcript has 13 exons. Gene Ontology annotation, cellular component: cilium. The record is from RefSeq and is a predicted model, not a curated record. Lineage: Eukaryota; Metazoa; Chordata; Lepidosauria; Squamata; Gekkonidae. Gene Ontology annotation, molecular function: tubulin-glutamic acid ligase activity; tubulin binding.
CCUGUCCAUCAACUUGUCUUGCUGCAAGUAUGAAAGUGUGCGGCGUGCAGCUCGGCGUUGCGGCCUCAAAGAAGUAGGCGAAGAUGAGGAGUGGACAGUGUACUGGACUGACUGCUCCGUCUCACUGGAGCGUGUCAUGGACAUGAAGAGGUUCCAGAAGAUCAACCAUUUCCCAGGCAUGGCCGAGAUCUGCCGCAAAGACCUCCUGGCCCGCAACCUCAACCGCAUGCUCAAGCUCUUCCCCAAGGAGUACUGUAUCUUCCCUCGCACCUGGUGCUUGCCCGCAGACUACGGGGACUUCCAAGCCUAUGGGCGAAUGCGGAAGAACAGGACAUACAUCUGCAAGCCAGACAGCGGCUGCCAAGGGCGGGGCAUCUUCAUGACACGCAACCCCAAGGAGAUCAAGCACGGCGAGCACAUGAUCUGCCAGCAGUACAUCAACAAGCCCUUCCUCAUUGACGGCUUCAAGUUUGACAUGCGCAUCUACGUUCUGGUCACUUCCUGUGACCCGCUGAAAAUUUUUAUUUAUGAGGAGGGGCUGGCCCGCUUUGCCACCAUGAGGUACAUCGAGCCCAGCAGCAGCAACCUGGAUGACAUCUGCAUGCACCUGACCAACUACGCCAUCAACAAGCACAAUGAGAACUUUGUUCGGGAUGAGAACACAGGCAGUAAGAGGAAGCUGUCCACGCUGAAGGCCUGGAUGCGGGAGCACGGCUACGACACGGCCGAGUUGUGGCAUGACAUCGAAGACAUCAUCAUCAAGACCCUGAUUGCUGCCCACCCGGUGCUGAAGCACAACUACCGCACCUGCUUCCCCAACCACAUCUCGGGCUGCGCCUGCUUCGAGAUCCUCGGCUUCGAUAUCCUCUUGGACAGGAAGCUUAAGCCCUGGCUCUUGGAGGUCAACCACUCUCCCAGCUUCACCACCGACUCCCGGCUGGACCGAGAAGUGAAAGACGCCCUGCUCUGCGAUGCCAUCAAUCUGGUCAACUUGCGGGCUUGUGACAAGAAGAAGGUCCUGGAGGAGGAGAAGAGGCGGGUCAAGGAGCGCCUGCUCCAAGCUCACCAGCCUCCGCGGGAAGCCAGACGCGAACAGCUGGAGAGCAGCCAGGCUGCCUGGCUGGCCCAGGCAGAAAAGUAUGAGGACAGCCACCUGGGGGGCUACCGACGCAUCUUCCCAGCACGUGGCACGGAGAAGUACACACCUUUCUUCAAGCACAGCGGAUCCCUCUUCCAGGAGACAGUGGCCUCCAAGGCCAGGGAAGAAUGCGCCAGGCAACAGCUGGAGGAGAUCCGCCAGAAGCAAGAGCAGAAGGACAGCCCAGCUGGGAAGAAGAAAAGGGAGGCGAAGGAGACCCUGCAAGGCGAAUCUGCUGGGGAGAAGCCCCACGAGAAGGGCAGGGCAAAGCCUGCUCUCUCGCGGGUGGCUGGCAGCCACAGCAAGACCUGGAACCCAAAGAUGUCCUCUUUGCCGUAUGACAUCAUGACUCCCCAACCGAUCGUGGAGGAAGAGGAAGUGGAGAGGGUGAAAGCCCUUUUGCGGCGUGAGAACCUCAUCCGGGGUCUGGGCAUCGUCGAACAGCUGACCCGCCUGCUCCGGAACGCAGAACCCCCGCCCAUGGAGCUCCAGAAGCCCCACAUCAAGAUCUCUGAAAUCCAGCCUCACUUUCUGCAGGAGCACUUCAGCAGCCGGGACCCGCAGCCCCUGAUGACCCUCAUCCCCCUCUCCUUCCAAGAGCUGGGGAAGCAGAUCAUGCAGCCGCCACCCCUGGAGCGGGUCCAGCUGCUGGGCAACCAAGGCUUCAUCCCCACCCUCCUCAGUGCCCUGUCUGGCCCGGAGGCCUCCUACACCUCCCACUACAAGCCGCAGCUCCACCUCCAGCACCCCAAGAACAUGAGCUGGCUGGGCACGGCCAUGGGGGGUGAGCCCUGCACUGUGGCCCGCAUGCUGAAGGUGGGGGGCCGGCGGUUCACCAGUGCCAAGAACAAGGCUGAAGGCAGCAGCCCGGCCAGCAGGAGGCCGCUGUACCUGAGCGCGGGCUCGCUGAGCUGCCUCUCUCAGGCCGGCAGAGCCCCCGCCGGCCACUUGUACAGCACCUUCCCCUUCCCGUCCGGCUCGGCCCCCUUCAACCGCACCGAUGCACUCGGCCUGGCCAUCAACUCUGCCUCAGCCCCACUCCUCCGGCGCACCACCCCGCUCCGCUCCAGCCACACGGCCGCGCUGAACCUCAGCCAGCCCAGGUAA